AUGGCCGCCGCAUGGAAAGAAUUCAAGACUGCAAUGAAAGAAAAAAAGAAUAGCAAAAAGACAAGUAAUAUAAAAAAGUUCGACUGGAUUAAAGAUGAAAUUGUGGUGCAACAACUUUCAUCUGAAGUUUGUGGUAAAGCACAAAAGUAUUCGAGGAUGGGACCGAGGGUAUUUGUGCCCUUCCACUACGACGAGGUCACCUUUGACAAUAUCAAGGCAGCUUGCGAGAGAUUCUUCAAGUCCAAAUUAAAGGAUAAUACAUGCUGCGAUAUACUGGCAGGGGAGCAAGGGCCAUCAUGUCAAUCGCUAGAGCAAAUCCCCAAUCUGAAAGUAAUCCAUUUGAGGAUUAUUGAGAAAGCUGAAGUAGAUUCACAGACACAGUCACCACAGUUGGAAGUUUACUCGAAAGAAAAAUCUACAAGGCUACCUAUAAAAAGAAGACGUACCCAUCCAAUUUCCCUCCAACCACAACAAUCUGCACGAUCAACCUCUGUUAAGUCAAGUUGCACUUUCCCAAAAAGUUUGUCUGUGGUGGAUAUGUUGAAACUGGGCAAAGUGAUAAAAGAAAAACCAUCCACCAUUAUUGAACUGUCAAGUUUUUAUAUAAAUCAGAUGGAGUGGUCUCCUGAAUUUCGUUGUGUUGAGUUUGUUAUAAACCCAGUGGUAAUCGGUGUAGGGGGCUUUCGUGAAGCAUUCUCUGCAACAAGUCGUCGAGAUGACUUCAACACUUCCACUUGGGUAGUCAAGAAGUAUUUAGCAAAUGCGUUGGAGAAUAUUAAGGCGACAAAUCAGACUCCCGAGCAGCACACAAGGAAGGUGGUGCAAAUGCACCUACUUGCACGAAAUUUUGCCAAGCAACUCCAGCAAGAGGUGUCAGUACAAGCGAAAUAA
Paramuricea clavata is the source of this 891-nucleotide messenger RNA. The record is from the annotation of a GenBank genome assembly. Lineage: Eukaryota; Metazoa; Cnidaria; Anthozoa; Malacalcyonacea; Plexauridae.